Molecule: messenger RNA, 237 nt
Organism: Prunus armeniaca (apricot)
Lineage: Eukaryota; Viridiplantae; Streptophyta; Magnoliopsida; Rosales; Rosaceae
Source: the annotation of a GenBank genome assembly
AUGACUGAUGAACGAGAAGCUUUGAAGAAGUAUUUAUCUCAAGAAUUUGAAAUGAAGGAUCUUGGUGAUUUAAAAUAUUUUCUGGGAAUUGAGGUUUCUAGAUCACAUGGUGGAAUCUUCUUAUCUCAAAGGAAAUAUGCAUUAGAUUUAUUGAGUGACACAGAUACACCCAUGGAAGAAGUAUUGAAGUUGGAGAUUGAAGUUGAUCAAGUGCCUGCUAAUAAAGGGCGUUACUAG